UAAAAACGAUAAUAGAAACGGCCCAAGAAGUGCACGAGCUCACUAACGGGUCUUUUGCCAGAUAACUAAACACCACAAGCAGACUGUAUUUCUAGUUUCGAUUGCUCCCAAAAAUCAAGGCCUUCGUGCCUUUUUCUACCUUUUUUGAGGAGGGCUGGAACACAUACAGGCAGAGAAAUAAGAGCGCCAGCGUUGCCCGAUUUCAACAGGAGGACUAAUCCCGAAAGGGCAACUUUAUAAUUAAAUUUUAAGAGAAUCUGCUAUGAAUAUGCAAGCAGCGUUGCGUUCAAGAGAAAUUUGAAGCUGGUCAGUAAACUAAUCUACGGAAAACGAUUAUCAGACCAUACUGGUUCACCGGGGCAACCUUAGAAAAGGUAAAAGGCGAAUUAGGAUAGACCGCUGUCCGGAAAAAAGAAUCAACUAACAGAACAUUAAAAUGGGAUCCAGAGCGUCGACGUUACUGAGGGAGGAAGAAAUUGAAGAAAUCAAGAAGGAAACUGGUUUUUCUCACAGUCAGAUCACCCGGCUAUACAGUCGCUUCACCAGCCUAGAUAAAGGCGAGAACGGCACGCUCAGCCGGGAGGACUUUCAGAGGAUUCCAGAGUUGGCCAUUAAUCCACUUGGCGACCGGAUCAUUAAUGCGUUUUUUCCAGAAGGAGAAGAUCAGGUGAACUUCCGGGGGUUCAUGCGAACAUUGGCGCAUUUUCGUCCCAUUGAGGAUAAUGAGAAGAACAAGGAUCCCACUGCCAGUGAGCCCCUCAAUAGCAGGAAUAACAAGCUGCGUUUUGCUUUUCGACUGUACGACUUGGACAGGGAUGAUAAAAUCUCCAGGGAUGAACUCCUACAGGUGUUGAGAAUGAUGGUCGGUGUUAACAUCUCAGAUGAGCAAUUGGGCAGUAUUGCAGACCGGACCAUACAAGAGGCUGAUCAGAAUGGGGACAACUCCAUCUCAUUCAAUGAGUUUAUCAAGGUCUUGGAGAAGGUCGACGUAGAGCAGAAGAUGAGCAUCCGCUUCCUGCACUAGAGGAAUUUGCUUCCUACAGUCUACAAUUAGAGCAAAACCAGUCCCCCAUUUUCAAAGUCCUUAGACUAGUAGAGCUCACCAGUCUCACUUUGGUACCAAAAAAUUAUGGUCAAUGUCAAGUUAUAAUUUGCUUGUUGAUGGUGAGUCAGCCUUGUACUACUCUGAAAAGGAAGGGAGGAGUUGUGUGCCUUUUUAUGAUUUGCAUUGUCAUACCUGCAGUUCCCCAAAGAGGGAAAUUGCAAGCACAUUUCAGAUCUGAAGUCUAAGGUAAAUAUGAAUGUUAAAUCUUGCCAUUGUGGUUUGCCCAUGAAUUUCAAUAAUUGUGUUCAUAUAACAUCACGUGUGACAGGUGGGUUAUUGAUGAUAUUUACACAGACAUGACACCUGAAGUUGAUGACUGAAACAGUCUACUAUUUAAAUUGACUUAUCAGUUCAUAAUAAAUAGUAUGAAUAGUGUAAUUCUUGUUUUCCUGCAACCCUGUACUGGAUAAUUGGAUGGAUGAAUGGGUGGCUGGAUGGAUGAAUGGACGGAUGGAUGGAAAAUAGUUUUUUUUUUAUAGAUCAAUUUAUGGUUGCAUUCCAAAGCCAGACAAAACAGUCUUGCUCUACCAUUCUGAUCACAUCAUUCUUGCUAUACCUUUGUUGCAAACAUAGAAGCAAGAACUCAAAUUUAAAUUAUUUUUUUGUUUCUCCUAAGUGAAAUUCCAAUUUUCAAUCAAUCACUAUAUAUUCUCCAAUUAGAUGUUACUUCCAAUUACAUUCAUUUAUUGAGGUGUGGGGUUUUUUUCCUGUAUAUUAGGUUGCAAAAAUAUCAUCUAGUUAUAAAGUGAUCUGAUUGCCUACAAAGUAGAUGAUGAAUAUAAUCGUUUAAUAUGAUCUAUCUACACUGUACUGAUUUUGUGAAUAAUUUUGUAUUCUUUUUAGUUCAGAAUGUGAUUAUGAACUAUAACAAUAAGCCUCAAAAUAAAAAUAUCAGAUGUGCAGCAAAAGUGAUUGAAAUAUGUAUGGAUUGGAUUUAAUUAAAAGUGCCAUCAUUGUUAUAA
Messenger RNA from Brienomyrus brachyistius, 2067 nucleotides. RefSeq names its product calcineurin-like EF-hand protein 1 (gene chp1). NCBI's taxonomy places the organism in Eukaryota, Metazoa, Chordata, Actinopteri, Osteoglossiformes, Mormyridae. Gene Ontology annotation, molecular function: calcium ion binding. The transcript is spliced from 8 exons. The record is from RefSeq and is a predicted model, not a curated record. Bases 437 to 1024 code for a protein of 195 amino acids.